AGCCGUGCGCAUGGCGGCAGUCGUCGCGGCCUCAGCAGCCGACUAGUGUUUGGUAAACACCGCAGGGAGCUUGUUGCUGAGUCUUAGCCCUCAUUUCAGCCUUCAGAUAUCUUAUGACAGGAGAUCUUUCACGCAUCUAGCUAGAGGGGUCAUUGAUCCUAGCGUGGGAAGGUGUGGCAUAACAAUGAACUUUCCUGAGGUCCGGUCAAUGGGAGGCAGUGUAGGUGGUGGUGUGGGCAUCGGUGCAGGUAGUUUGGGACACACUUCUUCCGUGGGGGAAUCUAACUUAACUGUUGCAUCUCCUGCCUCCUCACCACCAGAAACGGCAGCUUAUUUGAGUUUCCAAACUACAUCACCCCUCUCCUCCCCUCAAGCUGGUUACCCACCAGUCUCCCGUCCCAGUAUAGCCAGUAUGUGGGGCAUCGGGGGCUUCACAACACCACCCAUGCCACCCCCGCCUGUUGUGUGUCCUAACACCACUGCAUCAACCCUUGGCAUUCCGCAGAUGCCCAGUGCAACUUACUUCAACUCCCGAGCACCAAUGGGUUUUAAUUUCAGGAUGGCAGGUUCACACUUAAAUGGUUUACCCUUUGUUUACAAGCGCAAGCCUGAGGAGGAACCAGAGGAAGUGAAACCAAUAACCAAGCAACACAUCAGUGAAGAGAGAAUGGCUGCGCAUCUAAAUUCUCUCCAUCUUUCAGAAAGUUACUACAAUCAUCGACUUGGUAAAAAAGGUUGUGCAAGUGACAUGGACAUGAUGCUGGAGGAGGAACCUGAUGACGGUUUGGGAGACGAUGGGAUUCCACGACCCUGGAAAUCCAGAGCCAAAGGUCCCGCGUGUCUUAUCAUUGCUGAUGAAGUGAAGCAAAUUAUUCCUGGAGAAUCACAACUUCCAGCAUCAUUAUUAAAAAAAUUAACUAAGCCCAGCAUGGAAGUAGUGUUGUGGCAACCCCCUGAAAACCUCAUCAGAAACAUAAUUACGCCAAGCUUAAGCACUCUGAUUAAAAAUGCAGAGAAUAAAAGUUCUCCCUCUGAUUCUGUGACUAAUGCCUCCAACUCUACAAGCACAGGAGACACAUCAACCAGCAGCUCGCCAGAUUCUGGUAUCUCGGUUUCAUCCCCUCCACCAUCCUUAUCUUUUCUUGGCCAGAAUUCGACAUCACCUUCAUCAUCAUCAUCCUCUUCCUCCUCCUCCUCAUCAUCACAAUUGUCAUCAUCAUCAGCAGCCUCACUUAGCACAAGCAUCACAGUAGGAUCAUCAGAUGCUAGCGACGAUUUAUUAUCACUUCCAUCUACAUCAUCUGGUUCUCGAGGGGGAUAUCUACCUCCCCUAAGAAGGCCCGCUAGCCCAUUACCUGAUCCCAUGGCAGAUGACGACUUUUCCGAGCGUAUGGAGUUUAACAAUAACAAUAACAAUGCACCAAACUUUAUGUGGCUGGAGGAAAAUAACAAUACUGCACUACUUGAUCUUAAUGCUGUUGAGCCUCACAGAGUUCCACACUUGGAUGACUUGCCUGAUCUACCAGACUCUGAUGACAUGGACCUAUAACGCUAUCAGAAUGGCAUAGUGCUGUGUGCCUAUUAAUGAACACAAUUAGUCACUUGUGGCAGGUACUGUUUCACCAUAUUGCUAAUAUUAAAAUAGAUUUUUCUAUGAAACAAAGUAUGAAACUUUCUGAUAAAAGUUUAAUGUUUGUUAAAGACAUGAAUUGGAUUUAAGAAACCAGAAUACAACAUCGUGUUUACACAUAAUACGAAAAUGUUCUAAAAUAAACUCGAGUAACAUUGAAAUAUACAUGCUGUAUUUGCUUUGUCAUUUUUUCAGAGGCAUCAGUUAGAUUUAUUUGCAGACCGAGCAUUUUAAAUUUAUAUUUUAUAAAAAUGAGACACGAUAUAAUUGUUCCUGUGUAAAUUGUUGAAAAUUCUAGUCGGGAAUUUUUGGUUAAGGGGUAAAGAUGACAUGAAUCUAAAGUCAGUACAGUACUUAUGUUUGAUUCUAUCUGUUGUAUAAUAUCCUUAAUUUUUGGAUUUGUUAGCUUUUCCGCAAUUUAGCACAUGUUCUUUGGGUUUCACAAAUGAGCAAAAUGUGAUUGUACAGCAGUGAACAUUGUCAUUGUUACGAACUGUCGGUGUCAGGACUUGGCCCAGGUAAAUGAUAGGAAACUGUGAAUUGUAUUUCAAAUCUUAAAUCCUUUUAAAGCAUAUUUUAUAUAAAAAAUAUAUGUCAAGUAAAUAGAUUGAUCAUAAAUAUGAACAUCGCACUUCAGCUCAUUUGAGGUAUCAGCUCUAUAAAAGCAAUUCUGAUAUAGAAUUAUAGAUCCCUUCAGUCAUAAGGUAUACCUUGUAUCUCACAUUUGUAGUGAAAAUCACUGUUACACUGAAUGUAGUUCAUAUUUAUCUUUUAUCAUGAAAUGUACAAUAACAGAGUAGAUUCUAUUCUUAGAAACUCAUGUAUUAGUUUAGUGCACUCUUCCAUUGCAGUUUUGAAUUGUUCUGAAAUUGAAAUAGAUCAUGUUUUUACUAAGCCUGAUGUACAUACUAGUAUUAUUUUCUGAUAGGUAUUAUUUUAAGGUAUGAUUUAGAAAUUUUGUCUGGCAUACUUUACUUUCAGUAAAUUUAAAAAGGAAAAAAAAUAAUAAAAAAAAGAAAGAUAUGCAUGAGAAGUAUGUUAUGCUUUUUGAACUCAAUGCGGAUGCCUAUACCUAAUAUGUACUGUUAUGAUUCUGUACAUCUUUAUAAAUGUUAUGAUGUUGGUUUUCAAAGAAUAUCUGUAUGCAAGAUAUACUAUUAUCGUAUUUGCACGAUUAUAAACUGCACCUUUUUUCUUCCUUCCGUCUCCCAUCCCCCUUUCCCCUAAAAAAAUGGCAAAAGAGGGUGGAGAAGGUGUUGCUUAAAAUAGAAUGCAAAGCUUAUUAAAAUUACAGUACAAUCUCUUGUAUUCGCCACCUUCACUUGUCACUUGUAAUGAAACGAUCACCACCACGUCGCCAUAAAGCAGCCACGUUAUCAUCACUAGGUCACAACCAUACCUGGGUCAUACCUGGAGUGGGUUCUGAGAGUUUUAGACUGUUGCUUGGAGUGACACAUACGCCCACAUAUCCACUACAACCUAGUUGGUACAACAGUUCUUGCACGAACAUUUUUUUAAGAGAAACCGCCAUUGAUUCAGAAAUAUUUCUUAUGCUUGCUAGGAAGAUAUUGAAUAGCCACAAUCAUUACCCUAAGUUACCAUAACCAUUACCACAAGUUACCACAACCAUUAUGGGUCAAUCAACCAUAUAGGGCCGGACGGCUGAGUGGGCAGCGCUUCGGAUUCGUAGUCCUGAGGCUCUGGGUUCGAUCCCCUUUGGAGGUGGAAACAAAUGGGCAGAGUUUCUUUCCCCCUGAUGCCCCUGUUCACCUAGCAGUAAAUAGGUACCUGAGAGUUAAACAGCUGCUGCAGGCUGCUUCCUGGAUGUUUGUAACAAAAAGGAGGCCUGGUCGAGGACCAAGCCGCAGGGACGCUAAGCCCCGAAAUUAUCUCAAGAUAACUACAAGUUACCACAAGUCAUUACAAGUUACCACAACUAUUACUACAAGUCUCCACCACAAUUUCCACAAGUCACCACCACAAUUUCCACAAAUCACCACUACCACGUCAACAAAAGUUACCACCAAAGACAUCAUCACUGCAAUGUUGAACUCUGCAAAUCUAUUUACUGUUAUUAAUUUGAACAUAUCCUAAUUGUUUAUUAUUAUUUUUUGUAUAUGUACUGUUCAGCAAAUUUUAUUCAUAUAGUAUUUAUUGAACAAUUGUGAUAAUUACCAGUAUUGAGGUGAAAUAAGCCAAGUUACAGUCUAGGCAAUUGUUACAAUAUUUUUUUUUAAUUAUAAACAAAAAAUUUAAUAUUAUGUAAUUGCAACAAGGGAGCAUAAGGAAGGCUUGAUAAUUCUUUAUAUAUUUUUAAAUAACAUGUUAUCAAACCACUAUAAAUGAUACACAAUAGCAUAAUAAUUUCUUUAUACGACAACAUUAGAGAACACAUUUACAAAUCCCCAAGACAUAUCGUGAGAGAAAGAGAUAACAUAGACACCACUCGGGGCAUAUACUAUACACAUUUCUUGUGUUAAGAGCCAUUCUUAAUGUGAAUGUAAUUUUUAUUUUGUUUUAAAAUGACGACACGUCAUUAGACUGCAUCUUAGAAUUUACGUUUAAGGUUUUUAGUAUGAAAUGUGUGCAAAACUUACCCUGCGGCUCAGAAAUGGGGCAGUUUAUAAUCAUGUAAAUAUGGUAUAUUAGAGUUAAAAUAACUGAAAUCAUUAUAAGGUGAUUUAUAUGUUCAAAAUGUUAUGUUAUGUUGUUCAAAAAUGUUAAAUUGUGCUACUUUCUGAAGCCCAAUAUGAUUAUAAAGAGCUGUUAACCCUUUGGCUGCAAUAUACAGUAGUGCAGUAUUAGCUUGACAAUAAAUAGGUGUUCACAGCUUAAGCAAGUUUUCCCAACUGUUUUCCCAAGAAAAUACUUUUUAUAUUAUGUAAUGUUCGUCCAGACAUUUGACCCUCAAAACGAUAUUUUGGUCCCUGUAUCAGCCACUUAGCAAUGAAAGAAGGAAGGGUGUGUGUGGGCUUGGUAGUUGCAUCAAGUUGUAAGUGUGUAGACUGGCAUGUUUGUAGACUGACAGGUGCCGGUUAUGAUGCCAUUUGCCAUAGUGAUAUUUUUCUUACAGUAGUCAUUCUUAGACCGUUCUUUAAUUGUGCCUUUUUAUUUUUUAUAUAUAUGCAAUCUAAAAUAUAUUUUAAAAGAUGUUUCUUGGUAUAUGUGGAAAGAGCACCAUUUCUAGGGGGAGCCCCUUGAUGCUACUUGAAGCUAUUACACUGAUUUAGUGCCAUAUUUCUAGGUGCCAUCAGUUGCGGAGCUUUUAUUGACCUACCAAGUACUGUGAGCCAGAACCUGGUCGUCUCAAAGAGGUGCAGGGAGCGGUGACACUAUGAACACCUUCCAUUUAAAGUUAUUAACGUCUGCUGCCACCAGGCAAAGCACCCAGAAAGUCAGCGAUACAAAACAAACUUUUACAUGGUUAGAACGAGACUGCAGCCUCAAAACUGUCCAAAAGAACCCCCCAACAAUGUAAACAAACUAUCAAGGAAACUAGCAUGCACAAGUAUGCACUACCUCCUCUUGGUCAUUUGGGAAGAAAAGAGAGACAGACUGGCCCAGCAGGCCUCCUCACCACCAGUUCUUAUUCUGAUGUGUAUGUUUGCCAUUCUAGUAGGUCUGGCUCUGACCUCCUGUUUGACAUACUGUAUGUAUCCGGCUUGGCUCGGGUGGCCCUAUGUACGUACCUCCUACGUGUCCUAGUUUCCGUCUUGGUUAUGUAUCCGGCUUCUUUGGGUUCAGUUCUUCCUCCCCUUUGGGUGCAUUCCGAGGUUCUGGUAUCAUCUUGGCUGGUAGACUGUCCUUGGGAUUGGCGUGGUUCCACUGGACCAGCACGCUUGAGUGGUGGGAGGGUAUCUCCUAUGUUUUUGCUUUUGAGGCAGGUUGCCAUUUGGGCUCUUAGUUGCCCUGUUGGGCUAUCUGGAGCUCAAUUGUCCUGGAAUCAUUCGUUUACAUUAGCGACAGUUUAGUGUGCUUGGAGGUGCAUAUGUUCAGGGUUCCGUUUCCCCUGGAUGCUCCUUAAGUGCUACCCUUGCAUUGUUAGGGAUGUUUUCCUUGGGAUGUUUGGGACACACUUUCUCAGCUCUUAGCUCGCCUGUGGUGGCCUUUCCGGUAAGCCAGUGAUCUUGGACUGUCUGUCUGUCUGUCCUCAGGUUGGAAGUGUUUUUGCUGGUCUGGCGCACUGUGGUUCGCAAGGCCUCAUCGUUGUGCUGAGGUAGAUCUCCAGCUUAUAGUCUGAUUGGUGCUAUGAUUCUCCCUGGUGGCUCAUUCCCCACAGAUUGAUGCUGGGGGAUUCUGGGCUUGCAUUUUGUCUCUUUUUAGAGGUUUUUCAUCAUUUUGCCCUUUUCUGCUUGGGGCUUUUCCACUUUUAACACCCCAGUGUUGUUCCCUGGUCCUUCCCAUGGCAUCUGGGUCUUUCCAGCAAGUUUCUUCUUUUAAAGCCUCUCCCGUGGGCUCUGCUUUUCUACCUCGGGCAGUGGCCGUAGAUGUUGGCUCUGCCCUGGGUCCCUCGUUUGCUGUUUCCAGGAGUUGGAAUGGCGCCCUUGGGUCCCUCGUUUGCUGUUUCCAGGAGUUGGAAUGGCACCCUUGGGUCCCGUUUGGUCUUUUCUGGGGCUUUGUGCCUUCUGCAAAGGGUCAUGGGUUGCAGGGGGGGGGGGAUUCCUUAACCCCCUCCCUGUAGGUGUUUAAGUUGGGUGCUGCUUCCCUCUAGGCUUGUUUCUGAGUGUCUGGGCUCUUCGGUUUCAACCUUCCAGAAGCUUCAGUCCUCCCAAGUUUCCUGGUGUUGGCUCGGGUGGCCCUAUGUACGUACCUCCUACGUGUCCUAGUUUCCGUCUUGGUUAUGUAUCCGGCUUCUUUGGGUUCAGUUCUUCCUCCCCUUUGGGUGCAUUCCGAGGUUCUGGUAUCAUCUUGGCUGGUAGACUGUCCUUGGGAUUGGCGUGGUUCCACUGGACCAGCACGCUUGAGUGGUGGGAGGGUAUCUCCUAUGUUGUAGAUAUUUCAGGAAGGUUCUUAUGAGUUCAUGCAUGCCUCCUCACUCCUGCCCUUCCUGAUUUUCAGGACGAUUGUAUGUCUUGCUUUCCUUAUGUCCCUCAGGAACUUUUGUCCUUCAAUAGAAUCCUUGGCGAAUUGGAUACCUUUGAUAUUGCUCGCGUUAUAGGCUUUUGCUCAUGUAUUAUCAUCCUUAGUGAUAUUUAGCACAUUUUGAAUAUCCCGCGCCACUGAUGGUGCUAUGUCGUCUCCUCGGCUUGGUGCCUUCUUUUGAUAAUUACUAAUAUAGCCCAAGCAGAAGUACUGCAGCCAAAGGGUUAAGGAACUAAAAAUAUUAAAAAUGUUCAACUCAAAUAAUUUGGGGCAUGAAAUGUUUAAGCCAGGAAGGACAGGUUGUCAUGAUUAUUAAAAGAUAUUUGUACCUCUGUAGCUACAUCAAAUCUCUUCUAGUUAUACACAUAAUCUAGCAUUUGACCUACACUUUUCUGAGUUAUUUUUUCUUAUAUGAUGGAGCUAAUAGUUUAUUAUUUACUGUAUUAUUUCAGAUGCUUUCUGUAAUUUACCUCCAAGUUAAAUGAGUCAUACGCAAGCAACUGUUAAUUUGUUUACAAUAGCUUGAUACAGAAAUAUACAAAAUGCAAGAUUUUUGUGCAUUGUCUGAGUUUUAGUUUAGAGGCUAAAAAGUAUUGUACUGUACUGUAUUUACAUUUUACCACUUAUUUGAUAUUACUGAAAGGUUUAACAAAUAUAUGUUUGUAAUUUAAAAGUGUAAUGAUUAAGAGUCCAUUUUGAUAACAUAUCAAUUUUUAUACAAUAUUUACUUUCCCCCCGGUAUUACUCAAGAUAUAAAGCAAUCCAGAGAAGAGAAUACCAGUAUCCACGCAUGCUCAGAGGGAAACAAAUUCUGAAAUCUGAAAUUUUUUGCCCAUUGGUUGAAACAACUGUUUCUAGCCUCGCUUGUUUACCCUGCUAGUGCGUGAGCUCUCGUUAUGAAUUGUGAUCUCCAGUAUUGUAUUUUUGUUGAUGCUGGAAUAGAACUAAAUUAGAUAUUUUAUAUAAGUACUGUAUUCCUGUAAAAGUCAAAUCCCCUUCCCCUCCCACCAUGUAGCAUUAAUAAUAUUGUGUCCUUUUGAAGUCAGUGGGGUACAUAAUAAGUAUUUUUAAUGCUGCAGUAGGAAUGCAUCUCUGGAAGAUUAUCUAUAUAACCAGUCACUUUCACACACACUUUGUGUUUCCUUCUUUCCUCCAUUUACCGCACUUCACAUCUUCAUCUGCUCUUACAUCAACUACAGAGAGAGAGGCUUUAUUGCAUUUGCAUUACUACCAAAGUAAAUAGAUGCUGCCUUAGUAUCUGUGGAAUUUACUUUGAAGGUUAUGAUUGGUAAUGUUGCCUUUUUGCAGGUUGUCAUAAAGGUUAUGAUGGUUUCUAUUAUAUUUCUUCUAACACUGUACUGCUAAAUUUGAUAUUCAAUGCAUUAAUGACUUGAUUCUUUCA
Procambarus clarkii (red swamp crayfish) is the source of this 8114-nucleotide messenger RNA. RefSeq lists its product as uncharacterized. The record is from RefSeq and is a predicted model, not a curated record. NCBI's taxonomy places the organism in Eukaryota, Metazoa, Arthropoda, Malacostraca, Decapoda, Cambaridae.